Closterium sp. NIES-67 is the source of this 365-nucleotide messenger RNA. Lineage: Eukaryota; Viridiplantae; Streptophyta; Zygnematophyceae; Desmidiales; Closteriaceae. The record is from the annotation of a GenBank genome assembly.
AGUCUAACCAUGAGAUGUGAAGCUGCGGUGUUCCCGCAGCAGCGACAACGUCGGGGCCGUCGUGGCCCCAAGGGAGGGCGUGGUGGUGGUAGUGGUGGUGGUGGUGGUGGUGGUGGUGGUGGUGGUGGUGGUGGUGGUGGUGGUGGUGGUGGUGGUGGUGGUGGUGGUGGUGGUGGUGGUGGUGGCGGGGGGGACAGUGGUUCUGACGAGGGGGUUGGGGCUGGUGGCCAGGAGCAGCAACACCCACAGCAGACGCAGCAGCAGUCAUCACAGCAGCAGCAACCCCAGAAACAGCCGCAGCAGCAGCAGCAGCAGCCGUGGGCCCACCUCCCGCCGGGGUGGUGAUGCGUCCGCGUUCCACAUCU